This is a messenger RNA of Penicillium paradoxum, 1347 nucleotides long. RefSeq names its product thiamine pyrophosphate-dependent dehydrogenase E1 component subunit alpha. Bases 1 to 1347 code for a protein of 448 amino acids. NCBI's taxonomy places the organism in Eukaryota, Fungi, Ascomycota, Eurotiomycetes, Eurotiales, Aspergillaceae. The transcript has 5 exons. The record is from RefSeq and is a predicted model, not a curated record. Gene Ontology annotation, molecular function: oxidoreductase activity, acting on the aldehyde or oxo group of donors, disulfide as acceptor. Gene Ontology annotation, biological process: branched-chain amino acid catabolic process.
AUGUCUCUAAGGCUUCUGACUCGGAGCGGUUUCCGCAGUCAGUCUGGAACUACAGCGCGCAUCGCCCCCGCACGGAGGUGGAGUAGUUCCAUCUCGCAGCGGCCGGGUUCAGAUAGCGUUCGGUUCCCCGGUGCUGUGAACAGCAAGUUCACCACACAGAUGGCUUUCCUCAAAGCAUCGGAUCUCCCUGCCAUCCCUACCUACAGAGUGAUGGAUUCGGACGGAGAAUUGGUUGAUAAGACAAGAUCUGCGCCUGAUGUUACAAACGAGGAGGUGUUGACAUGGUAUAAGAACAUGCUGUCAGUGAGCAUCAUGGACGUGGUCAUGUUCGAGGCACAACGGCAAGGUCGUUUAAGUUUCUACAUGGUUUCCGCCGGCGAGGAAGGUAUCACAGUUGGAUCCGCCGCCGCCUUGACACCGGACGAUGUAGUGUUCGCACAGUACCGCGAGGCCGGCGUAUUCCAACAACGAGGAUUCACAUUGAAGAACUUUAUGAGUCAGCUCUUCGCCAAUUGCAACGAUAGCGGCCGUGGCCGGAAUAUGCCAGUCCACUACGGGCAAAAUUAUCCUCGCAUGCACACAAUUUCAUCCCCAUUAGCCACCCAGAUCCCUCAAGCUGCAGGAGCAGCCUAUGCCUUGAAACUACAAGAUUCCCAAAAUCCAAACCGGGACCCACGCAUUGUGGCCUGCUACUUCGGCGAAGGAGCAGCCAGCGAAGGUGACUUCCACGCUGCGCUCAAUAUUGCUGCAACACGGUCCUGCCCUGUUGUGUUCUUAUGCAGAAACAAUGGCUACGCCAUCUCAACGCCGACCCUAGAGCAGUACCGCGGCGACGGAAUCGCCAGCCGCGGUGUGGGUUACGGAAUCGACACGAUCCGCGUCGACGGCAACGACGUCUUCGCUGUGAACGAAGCAAUGAAAGAGGCGCGCCGACUUGCGCUCAGUGAGGGCGGACGGCCUGUGCUGAUUGAAGCCAUGAGCUACCGUGUCUCACAUCACAGCACCAGCGAUGACAGCUUUGCGUACCGUGCUCGUGUCGAGGUUGAGGAUUGGAAGAGACGUGAUAAUCCCAUUAUCCGGCUACGGAAAUGGCUCGAGAACCAGGGGCUUUGGAGUGAAGAGCAGGAGAAGCAGACAAGAGAUGAAAUGCGGAAAGCGGUGUUGAAGGAGUUCGGCGAGGCUGAGCGUGAGAAGAAGCCGUCGCUUAGGGAGGCAUUUGUCGAUGUCUAUGAAGAGAUCACCGAGGAGCAAAGGGAGCAGAUGAAUGAGCUCAAGCGGAUAUUGGAAACUUAUCCCGAUGAGUAUGAUCUGCGGCCAUAUAAGGAUGGAAUUAAUGGUCUGAAUUAA